AUGGCAGCCAACCACGCCGAGUAUAACUGGAUCGAGGACGUGGAGCACCUUGAAAAAUAUCAGCCUGGGGGUUAUCAUCCUAUAAUCAUCGGCGACGUGUUACAUGACCGUUAUCAUAUUGUAGAUAAACUUGGCUUUGGGGGCUAUUCAACGGUUUGGCUUGCCCGAGAUACUCGUCUGGAGCGAUAUGUCGCUCUCAAGGUCAACAUAUCACAAUCGGUUCCGCGCGAGGCCAAAGUCCUCAAAGCUCUGUCAUCUUCGCCGAAGAAUUCGAAGUGCAAGGUCCUAAUGGACAACAUACCUGCUACACGGUGCCCCCUGCGCAAUGCAACCUUAGAGAUGCUGCCUUUAGCCGUCUUUUUUCCCCUCGAUGUUGCUCGAGCACUAUCAUACCGAGUCGCACAGGCCGUUGCUUAUACACAUUCACAAGGCUAUGUCCAUGGAGUCAAGCUCCCGUCAAGUUUUGAUAAGCUCUCUAUCAAGCAAUUCUACGAGAAAUAUGGCGAACCCGAGAUGAUCCCUAUCACACGAUGUGAUGGAGAGCCAUUACCCCCUAAUGUUCCGACUACGGCUACUUCGCCACUAUUCCUGGGGAAAUAUGCGGAGAAAUUCUCAUUGUCCGACGCGCACCCGCUUCUAAGCGACUUUGGUGAAGCGUUUUCCCCUGCUUCGGAAAUACGCCUUGGGCAAGACUGCAAUACGCCAGCCGCGUUUCGGGCCCCAGAAGCCAAGUUCGAAUUGCAAAUCCCGCUCGCUUAUCCCUCGGAUAUCUGGAGUCUUGCUACCGCAAUAUGGGAGAUUAUGGGAAUAAAGUCUAUAUUUAGCGCCGAUUAUAUACACGAGGAUGAGGUAACGGCUCAACAUAUUGAUGUACUCGGACCUAUGCCAUCGGAUUGGUGGCAGCGCUGGGAAGGACGACCCCGAUUUUUCGAUGACUAUGGAGGUCCAACGGAGUCUUAUAAGAGAAACAAAUGGCCUCCGCUUGAGGAAAGAUUUGAGAUCUGUAUACAGAAAUGGAGACGGAAGUUUGUUGGAAGCGAGAUUGAGGAAGACGAGAAAGCUGCGUUUCUAGAUUUGAUGCGCCGGAUGCUAUCAUUCCGGCCAGAAGAACGACCGACUGCUGAAGAGGUGCUAAUGUCAGACUGGAUGGUUAAAUGGGCAUUACCCGAUUGCGAGCGGUGCUAA
Molecule: messenger RNA, 1185 nt
Organism: Penicillium psychrosexuale
Lineage: Eukaryota; Fungi; Ascomycota; Eurotiomycetes; Eurotiales; Aspergillaceae
Exons: 3
Coding region: 1-1185 (394 amino acids)
Biological process (GO): protein phosphorylation; spliceosomal complex assembly; regulation of mRNA processing
Molecular function (GO): protein kinase activity; ATP binding
Source: RefSeq, a predicted model, not a curated record